Molecule: messenger RNA, 1988 nt
Organism: Papaver somniferum (opium poppy)
Lineage: Eukaryota; Viridiplantae; Streptophyta; Magnoliopsida; Ranunculales; Papaveraceae
Product: vesicle-associated protein 2-2-like
Exons: 10
Coding region: 371-1690 (439 amino acids)
Biological process (GO): endoplasmic reticulum membrane organization
Cellular component (GO): endoplasmic reticulum membrane; plasma membrane
Source: RefSeq, a predicted model, not a curated record
UUUCUUCGGUUCUACGCUCAGAGUAGACAGUCACGUCAGUGUUUCUGAAUCUCCAGACCUACCAAAACACAAACGAAAAACCGAACCCUCUUUGAUAAUUUCUAGGGUUUGUCUUUCCCACAUUCACUUAGUCCCCCCGUGACGUUUCCGUAAAAUCACCGAAAAACAUUCAUAUUUUUCUUCGCCUAUCUAUCUCUCACCAUAAAUUCACUCUUCAAUUUCAGUUUCAGUCUUCUUCUUGUCAUCAUUUUUUCUCUUUCUUCGUCAACUGUUUUGCGAUCUUGAUCUGUGUUGAAUGGAAGAAGAUCCGCUCUAGUGUUUUAUUCUUGAUUACUGCUGUUUCAUUUAAGGCUUUGUGAUUUUUAGAGAAAUGGGACCAGAGCUAUUGAAGAUUCAGCCUCAAGAACUCAAGUUUACUUACUUUUUGAUGUUUCACAAGGUUAUUCUGAUACUACUUCCUCUCUUUCUAGUUGAAUUGAAGAAGCAAAGCAUGUGCUCAGUUCAUCUUGUCAACAACUUGGAUCAAUAUGUGGCCUUCAAGGUUAAAACCACAUCUCCCAAGAGAUAUUGUGUGCGGCCAAACAUUGGUAUUGUUCAACCAAGGUCUACUUGUGAUUUCGCAGUUACUAUGCAAGCACAAAAGAUAACUCCUCCUGAUAUGCAAUGCAAAGAUAAAUUCCUUGUUCAGAGCACAAUUGUUCCAUUUGGAACCACUGAAGAGAACAUCACACCUAGCAUGUUCGCCAAAGACAACGGAAGAUAUAUUGAAGAGAACAAAUUGAGAGUGAUCCUCAUAAGCCCGCCCCAUUCUCCAGUGCUGUUACCAAUCAAUGGAAGUCCAAAACAGGACCUGACUUGUCUUGAUUCAAGUGUAAAGGGUCCAAUUUUGAAAGAAAUGGAAAACUAUCCGCUGCUUCAUAUGUGUGAGGUAGCUAAAGUGUCUGAGGAUUUAAAGCUAUCUAAGUCCGCGGAAGAGUUCAAAGUAGUGAAGGAUGUGCAUGAAUUGAAACUAGCUGAGGAUGUUCAGGAGGUGAAACAAGCGAACGAUGUGCAGUAUUUGAAGCAAUCUGAGAACGUGAAGGAUUUUAACCUAGAGGAGGAUGUGCAGUACAUCAACCAAGCUGAGAAUGUGAAGGAUUUGAACCUAGUGGAGGAAGUGCACGGAUUGAAAAUGGCCAAGAAUACUCAGGAACUGAGUCCAGAUAAGAAUGUGCAGGAUUUGAAGCAAACCAAGGACGUACAGUAUUUGAAACUGGAUGAUGAGUUGAAGGAGUUAAAACCAGUGAAGGAUAUGCAAGAGUGGAAUCUGGUUGAUGUUGCUCAAGAGAUCAAGCUAGCUGGUGAUGUUCAGGAUUUGAAGCUGGCCCAGGAAGUUCAGGACUUGAAACAAGACACGGAUGUAGAAAAGUUGAAAUUAGCCAAGGACGUGGAGGAGUUGGAGUUAACUGUAGCGAAGUUGGGAUCAAUGUUAAACAAAUUGGAGUCCAAGCUAAGUGAGGCUGAAGCUACCAACACAAAGUUAAGAAAAGAGACUAGUACAAUUAGUGAAGAGAAGCUAACUUUACAACAAGAAAUUAGCAUGUUAAAAACGAAGAAUGGUGUACAAAACGUUCAAAAGGGUUUCCCUUCUCUCUUUGUUUUGAUGGUCUCACUAAUAAGUCUGGUACUUGGAUUCAAACUAAGCUCUUAGUAGAAGAAGCUGAAGCUGAAAGUUUAGCCACAGAUGACUGACAUGUCUAUAACUAGUUAGAUACUUCGGUUUUUAGAAAAUUUAGUAGAAAAAAGUAAAAGAUUUUGUUUCCUCCUGUUAUAUCUAAGUUCAAUAAGAGAGGAUUUCUAGUUUCUGAUGUUGAACUUGUUAAUUUGGUGUGUAUAUAGAAGGAUGUUUUCGGAUUGUUUACCUCUAAUUGUCUCCAAUCUCGACUCCUGAAUCUCUUAUAUAGAAACCUGAAGUGUCUGAUAAUCUAAUUAUACGUAUUCAGAGUGAA